AAACUCUUGAGCAGCUGCUCACUUUUGACGCGAGUGCUAUUUUUGCUAUUCAACAAAUGUUUUCAAUUAAAAUGAACGUAAAGCUAAAUUCGAAAAAAUAGGAUUCUAAUGCGACGCAUUUAUACAUCGACGUACGCACACAUAAUGUCGAAAAACAAGGGGAAGGGAAAAGCAGCGGCCACUACAAAUGCGACAGCUGCACCGGCAACAGUCAACACGCCGGUCACACUUGACAAGGGUGGCAACAUUGCCAUAAAAAUACUGGCCAAGCCGGGCGCCAAACAGAAUGGAAUAACCGACAUUGGUCUAGAAGGCGUUGGUGUACAGAUUGCUGCGCCGCCAAGCGAAGGAGAAGCUAAUGCAGAGUUGGUAAAGUUCUUGUCAAAAGUGUUGGGGCUGCGCAAGAGCGAUGUGUCGCUGGACAAAGGUUCCCGUUCCCGCAACAAGAUAAUCCUCAUCAGCAAGGGCGUCUCCACAGUGGAAGCCGUUGAACAGUUGCUUCGAAAAGAAUGCGAUUCCUAGAUGGCCCCCAUCCAGAACCUCCCCUUUUUUUUUUACUCAUUAAAUAAAGUAAAUACAAUUUUUUUGUUGAUUUUCAAACACAUUAUGCUUGUUUAAUUAGUUUGUUUAUCAUCGAUCAUCCAAUCUUAUUACAUAUUCCAUUUAAUAUCUAGUGCGUAUGUAGUCUUUGUAUUUUUGUUUUUCAUUACAUAAAUUACUUGGAUUCUAAAUUAGAAAUUUCUUAAAAACGACAACUGCUCUUAGUGAAUGUAUUGAUCCUAACAUGGUUUUUGAAGUGAGUUAAGCGUAUUUCUGUCGCAUAUAA
Molecule: messenger RNA, 826 nt
Organism: Drosophila innubila
Lineage: Eukaryota; Metazoa; Arthropoda; Insecta; Diptera; Drosophilidae
Product: UPF0235 protein C15orf40 homolog
Exons: 1
Coding region: 109-522 (137 amino acids)
Cellular component (GO): cytoplasm
Source: RefSeq, a predicted model, not a curated record